Molecule: messenger RNA, 786 nt
Organism: Sparassis crispa
Lineage: Eukaryota; Fungi; Basidiomycota; Agaricomycetes; Polyporales; Sparassidaceae
Exons: 1
Coding region: 1-786 (261 amino acids)
Source: RefSeq, a predicted model, not a curated record
AUGACUGGAAGAGGCGGAUGGGUACCCCAUCCUUGUCCUCACCCGCACAUUCCUCCUCAGGUAUUUUGGGGCUCAGGACCAGUUGUGCCGCGCACACUACCGGCUACACCAUUCGAUAGUGCCGCACAAGCACUUUUGUCGGGCGGUUUCCCGCUCCCUGGCAGAGCGCCGGUCGGCUGGAUGCCCGGAACCUGGCCACCAUCUUCUACUUUUACUCCAAUAUUGUCGACCCGACAUAUCGUGCUCUGCCCUUGGCUCAUACCCAAUCCCGCUAAUCCCUCGAUGCCUCAUGUGAGAUGGGAUGUCACCCAACACCCCUCAACAGCAAAGCGCAUCACAGGUCGCGAACUCGUUGUUGAUUUAAAACCGAAGAUGAAUGAUCAGGCAACGUACCCUCCCGUACAGAGAGCUCACAUUUAUUGUGAUCUUGGGGUUGUCAGCGAUCUUUGGGGCCCCAUCAUUGUUAAAAACAGAGAUGCUGUGACGGUGAGGGACAUCGUCAUGGCAAUCUACGAGUACUUCCAAAUCCGUCUCUCACAGGACGAGGUGAGCUACAUAUCAGCAUUGGGCUCGCCUCAAAACUACGAGAAAAUGGUGGGGUCGAUGUACACGCGAUGCAUGAUUACACCCAGUCUGCCUGGGUAUGAAUGGAGUCAAGGUAUGAGACGGGUCGAUUGUCUAGGGAAUUCCACGAAAUUCUGGGGUCUAUGGGUCACAGAAAAUGACGACGACACAUGGCAACUAAACCUUGGUAUUUUACCUGAGCUUCGUGGCGUGUGGGUAUGA